Messenger RNA from Protopolystoma xenopodis, 605 nucleotides. The record is from the annotation of a GenBank genome assembly. Lineage: Eukaryota; Metazoa; Platyhelminthes; Monogenea; Polystomatidea; Polystomatidae.
GCAUGCAAUCUCAUCAAAUGACUAAAAUGGUGUAUGACUCGGAUAAGUCGAUUAUUUGGAACCCUACUGAUGAUCAAAGACGAUCAGUCGACAAAUGCAAUUUUGAGGUCUAUGAAGCCUGGACAAUAGAUCUCCUUGUCUCAACAGGUGAGGGAAAGCCCAGGGAAUACCCUGCAAGAACUACGAUCUUUAAAAGAAAUGAAACAAUUUACCAACUUAAAAUGAAGGCCUCUAGGCAGUUUUAUAGUGAAGUUACCGCCAAGUUUUCUUCCUACCCUUUCAACAUUCGCUCCAUUGAUGAUAUACGCAAGGCCCGUCUUGGCGUAACUGAGUGUGCAAAGCAUGAUGUUAUUCAGCCCCUACCUGUUUUUUGCGAGAAAGAUGAUGAGUUGGUAUCACAAUUCAAGUUUACUGUGUUGAUAAUGCCUAAUGGCCCGAUGAGAAUUACCGGUUUGCCUUUCGAUCCAGCUUGUAUAAAGUCCGAUUUUAAGCCGAAAGCGCCAGACGUAAAAGAUCUUCUUGCUCAGUCUAUCAAAAUCAAGAAGAACCAACCUGCUGCAGUCCUCGUACCAAGUGGGGAUGCUUCAUCUGCAUCAAAAAAGUAA